CAGCGCUACGUUCCCCGCGGAUAUAUGCGUGGGCUGAGUCGUGACUCGGGCCCGGGUCCUGCGAGUGACGCGCUCGCUUCGCUCCUCGCCCCGCACCGGCGGGAGAGGCAGGCGGCUCUAAUAUCUGAUUCCGCGGGCAGCGGGCGGCCGGCGGCCGCGGCGCCCUGGACAGCCCGGGGGUCCGGGUACCGCCAUGGAACCGGAAUAGGAAGAGAGCGCACCCACCGGCCCUGGGCCUCCACCGAGGGCCGGAAGGAAUCCGGGCGGCCUCCGCGGAGAUGUUUUCCAGGACUAAUACAGCUGAUGAAAUACCUGCCCUUUUCUGCCCAAGAGCUUGAUUUAAUUGAUUUUUUUCCCCGUAAGUUUGGGAAGUCAGAAAAUCAGAAUUUAUCAUAAUAAGAAGUAAUAGUUUGAGUAUUCAAGGACAAUAGCCAUUUGACUUUGGUUAUUCAGUAUGCAGAAAAGACAAGGAUAUUGCAGCUAUUGCUGUGUGCGCUAUUAUAAUCUGGAAAAGCAUAUGUCCAGUGCCCAGCACAGACACUUGACCUCACAGAGCAGACAGCGGAUGUGUACCAGUAGUUUGAUGGAACGCUUCUUGCAGGAUGUACUGCGGCACCACCCGUACCAUUGUCUAGAAAGCAGAUCAAUGCAACAUGAGAGACUUCUUAGGAAUACUGCGUCACCUCUUGGAGUGGCCCCUACUGAUGAUUAUUUUCCAGAAGAAACGACUGAAGAUGCUACUGGAGUCAGAGGAGAGAGAUCCACCAAGGGUUUUGAACCUACUAAAGAGUUAUAUUCUAGACCUAGUAAAUCUCAGGAAUGUAAACAGGAUGUUUCAAUUCGACCAUCAGUUAUUCAAAAACUGGAGAAGGGGCAGCAGCAGCCCUUGGAGUUUGUUCAUAAAAUUGGGAGUGGUAUGAAAGAAUUCAAUCCAGUAGGUAUUGGUCAAGCUACAAAUAGACAAAACUUAAUAUAUCCUUCAGUGAUUUCUAAUGCUCCUGCUAGUUGUUUACCUGAAAGGUCUUCUGAUAGACCAGUUGCAACUAAAACCACUGUGUUACCACUAGCAGCCCCUUUGGAGUCAGUUAUCAAAUGUGACCCAAACAAAGUUGACAGAUACCUUGAACAGCUAGACAGGGACUCCAGAAAUCCUAUACUACCAUCCCAUCCAGAAACUUCAUCAGUUCCAUAUCAGAAACCUAAAGAAUCAAAUAGGAAAUCUCUAUGUAUAAAGUCAGAUAAAUUAAUUAUGCAGGAAGAUAGGAAAUCAUGGGCUAAACCUUUGUCAACUGGCUUUAAAUCCCGUGAAUAUAUGGGUACUGAGGGUUCCUUAAAAUUUGAAUCGCUUUCCAAAUUAGCAGAAAACCCAGCAAUUAACCUUAAUAAAACUGACCUGCCUUCUAAUAGAGGAAUCUGUGAAGGUACAAUUCCAAAGCACCAUGAGAAAUUCUUUCCUAAUGUGGAUCGUACCCAAGAAGAAAAGCAUUUGGGUUUUAACAAGUCAGCCUUUUUGGAACAGAAGAGCUCAGUGAGCUCUGAAAUGAAGUUUGCUUGUGGCUCUCUUCAGUCAGUAUCUUGUCAACCCGAAGAGGCUGUACAAGACCUUUGGAAGGAGGAGCAAAUUGACCAAGAAGAUAAGAACUAUGAAUCGAGAGAUUCUGAAAUGAGUUUUGAUUGCAGUUCCUCUUUUCAUUCACUGACUGACCAAUCUAAAGUGACUGCCAAAGAAAUAAACCUUUCAAAGGAAGUGCAUGCUGACUUACAGCAUAGGAAUAUUAAAUCUUGUCUUUCUGAAAUAAGUUCUCAUCAUGACGGCUCUCUCCAUUUAGCUACCAACCGGACUCGAGUAAUUGUAAAAGAUGUAAGUGUUCAGAAGGCAAAGCCUAUUAGCCUGGUUGAUGAAAGCUAUGAAUCUAGUGAUUCUGAGGUUAAUUUUGGUUGUGAUGCCUCACCUCAGUCAACUGAUGAUUACCCCCAACAACCUGUGAAAGAAGUAAACGUUCCUAAGGAGGUACACGUUGGCUUGGUUGAUAAGAACUAUGGAUCUAGUAGCUCUGAAAUAAGUGUUGAUUCUGUUUUCCCACUCCAGCCAGUGGUUGAACGACUCCCAGUGGUUGUCAAAGCCACAAAACUUCAGAAAGUUCAUGUUGGCUUGGUUGAUAAGAGCUAUGGAUCAAGUUGUUCUGAAACAAGUUUUGAUUAUGAUGUUUCUCUUCAGUCAGUAGUUGGUCACUCCCAGUUGGCUUCCAGAGACAGAAACCUGAAGGAUAGGCACGUCUACCUGAAAGAUAAGAAGAAACAUAAGUCCAGUUGUGAUAAAGCAUAUCUUCAUUGUGAUUGUCUCUCUCCUGAGACAGUGACUGAUGAACCUCAGAGUGCUGUUGAAGAAAUAAAUCUUCUGAAAGAGAAGAAUGACUGUGAAUCUCAAGGUACUGAAAUGAGUUUUCAUACGGAUGCUCAGAUAGCAGCUGACCCUCAAGAAAUAGCCACUGACCUGGAGAAUAAGAGUGUUAAAUCUAGCAUUUCUUGUCUAAGUUUUGAAUCUCAUGCUUCCCUUUCUCAUUCAGCUAAUGAUCAAUCUCAAGGCUCACUGGGUGAAAUAAAUCUGAAAAAGGUAAAUGUUGACAUGGAUGUUAAGAGCUAUGGGUGCUCCAGUUCUGAGUUGACUUUUGAUUCUGAUCCGCCUCUUCUGUCAGUUACUGAGCAUUCUGAGCUGAAUGUUGGAGAGAUAAGAAAAGAUCACUUUAACUUGGAAAAUGUAAGCUGUGAGUCAAAUUGUUCUGAAAUAACUUUUGAUUCUGAUAUUCCUCUUCGCUCACUAGGUGGCCAGUCUCAAGAAGCUGUUUAUGGAGAGGAACCUCUUGAUCUGGAAACUAAGAGUAAUGCAUCUUGUGUUUCUGAAAUAACUUUUGAUUCUGAUAUACCUCUUCAUUCAGGGACUGAUCAACCUGAAGUAGCUGUUAAAGAAAUAAUCACUCCGAAAGAAGAGUAUGUACAAUUAAGAAGGAAGAAUGAUCAACGCGAUGGUUCUGAAAUAAGUUUUGAUUCUUAUGUCCAUCCUUAUUCAGUGACUGCGCCUCCUGAAGUAGCUGUUAAAAAGAUAAAACUUCAAGAAGAAGAGCAGGUACACUUAGAAAGUAAGGAAAAUGAACCUAGUGUUUCUGGAUUAGGUUUGGGUUAUAAUGUUUUUCAAUCAAUGACUGGACAUUCUCAAGAUCUCAGAAUAAACCUUCAGAAAGAAGAGCACAUACACUUAGAAAAUAAGGGUAGUGAACCUAGUGUUUCUGAUACCAGUUUGCAGUCUGAUAUUUCUCUUCAUUUAAGAGCUCAUCAUCCUGACAUACCUGAUAGAGAAAUAAGCCAUCAGAAAGAACAUGUAAACCUAGAAGAUAAGGGUAAUAAAUUAAGUGUUUCUCAAACAAGUUUGAAUUCUAAUAUUCCUCUUCAGUCAGUCAUUCAUAAGCAUGAAGUAAGUGUUAAGGAAAAAUGGCUUCAAAAAGAAAAGCAUGUUAAGUUCAAAGGGGAAAGGGCUGAAUUUAGUGGUUCUGAAAAAGAUUUAGAUUCUGCUGCCCCUCAUUAUUCAGUGACUGAUCCUCAAAUUGCUGCUUCUGUUGCCUCUCAUUUUUCAGUGACUGGACCUCAAAUUGCUGCUUCUGCUGUCCCUCAUUAUUCAGUGACUGAACCUCAAAUUGCUGCUAAAGAGAUAAAUGUUCAGAAAGAAGAAUAUGAUAUUCUAGAAAACAAGAAUGACAAUUGUAGUGGUCCUACAGUAAUUUUUGAUUCUGGUGUCCCUCCUCAGUCAAUGACUGAAAAACCUCAAAUAGUUGUUUUGAAAGAGGACCAUGUUGAUCCAGAAAGUGAAAAUACUGAAUCUAGAAGUUUUGAGACAAAUUUGGGUAUUGAUGCCCCUCUUCAUUCAGCCAUUGACCAGUCUCAGCUAGCUCUUUUGAAGGAAAAAAACAUUGAUCUGGAAACUACAAAAACUACAUCUAGUAAUUACAAAAUAAGUUUUGGUUCUUUUGAUCCUCUUCAGCCAUUGUCUGAACAAUUUCAGGAAGAGGCUGAAAAAACAGGCCUCCAGAAGGGAGAGGAUAUUGGCUUGGAAAGUAAGGCUGAUGAACCUAGUGGUUCUAAAUUAAUACAUGGUUCUGGUGUUUCUCUUCAGCCUGUGGCUGAUCAACCUGACAUAGCUGUUAAGCAAAUAAACCUUGAGAAUGAAGGUCAUGUGUACUUGGAAGAUAAGAACAGUCAAUAUAGUGGUUCUGAAAUGAGUUUGGAUUCUGAUUUCUUGGUUCAGUCAAUAGUUGAUCAACCUCAAAUAACUAUUUUGGAGCAGGAACAUAUGGAACUAGAAGAUAAGGACAGUCAGUCUGGUGGUUCUGAAAUGAGUUUUGAUUCUGAUGACCCUCUUCAAUCAGUGGCUGACCAACUUAGAGAAACUGUUCAAGAAAUAAGCCUUUGGAAGGACGAAGUUGACGUGGAAGACAAGAGGGAUGAAUCAAAGGGUUUUGAAAUUACGUAUGAUUCUGAUGUCCUUUUUCAAUCAGUGGCUGGCCAAACUGCAGAAGUUGGUAAAGAGGUCAACCUUUGGAAGGGGCAUGUUGACUUGGAAGAUAAGAUUGUUGCACCUGGUGAUUCUAAAAUAAAUUUUGACUCUAAUCAACCUCUUUCAUCUGUGGCUAAUGAAAUUCAGGAGGCUAUUACAGAAAUAAAUCUUCUGAGGGAGGGACAAGUUUGUCUGGAUGAUAAAGGCUAUGAACCCAAUGGUUCUGAAAUAAUUUAUGUUUCAGAUGUCCCUCUUCAGUCAGUAGUUCAGCAACCACACAUUUUGGAAGAGGAACAUGCCAAUUUGGAAGAGAAGAGCAGUGAUCUGUGUGGUUCUGGAAUGAGUUUUGCUUCUGGUGGUCCUCUUCAGUCAGUGGCUGACCAGCUUCAGAAAACUGUUAAAGAAAUAGGUCUUUGGAAGGAAGACCACAUUUACCUGGAAGAUAAGACCUAUAAACUAGGUGAUUUUGAAGUAAGCUGUGAUUCUGAUACUCCCGUUCAUUUUGUGGCUGGUCAGUCUUCAGUGGCUAUCAAAGAAAUACACUUGGAAAAGAAGGAUCAGAAUGACCUAGAAAGUGAGACCUGUGAACCAGGUGUUUCUGAAAUAAAAUGUGGUUCUUGUGUUCAUCUUCAAGUUGACCAACCUCAAGUGGUUUGCAAAGAAAUACACCUUCCGAAGAAACAGCAUCUUGGCAUGGAAGAAAAGACCAGUGAACCUAGUGAUUCGGAAAUGUGUGAUUCUGAUAUCCCUCUUCAAAUAGUCGUUAACGAAGGUGAUGUGACAGUCAAAGAAGCCAAUCUUGAAAAGAUGCUAUAUGUGGACCUGGUGACCCCUGAUAGUGAUUGUGAAAUGAUUGCUGAUUCUGAUACGGCUUUUCAGCAAGUGAUUGACUCACCUCAAAUGACUGUCAAGGAAAUCAGCUGUAUAAAUACAGAAAGUUUUAAUCUAGAAGGUGUGAGCUAUGGCCCUUGCGGUGCUGAACUAGGAUACAUUUGUGAAGCCACUCCUCAGUCAGUGACAAACCCAUCCAAAGACACUUUCAAAGUAGUAAACCAGAAGAAAGACUAUAUUAUUCUGGAAGAGUCAAGCUGUGAGCCUUAUGGUUCUGAAAUAAGUUUUCAAAUUGAUCCAUCUUAUCAGUCCAUGACCUACCAAUCUCAAGAGCCUGAAGAAGAAACAGUGAAAUAUUUUCACUCAGAAGAUACAAGCUGUGCAUCUAGUAGUUCUAAAAGAAAUCUUGAAUGGAAAGACACUCCUCAGCCAGUGACUCGCCGACCACAGAAAGCUGACAAGAAGGUCUACUCUUGGAAAGAUGGGAAAAAAAAAAAAAACCUAAAAGGUAAGAAAUGUGUAUCUAGUGUUUCUGCGAUGGAUUGUAAUGCUGCUCCUAAGUCAACAAUCCAUCAAGUUGCUGAUAAAGAAAACCUUUUGAAAUUAAAACAUACAGAUAUAGAAAGUAUGAGCUGUGAACCUUCUGGUUCUGGGAUGAAUUUUCAGCGUGAUCCCUCUCUUCCAUCUGACUCUGACCGAACUCAAGAAACUAUUAAUAAAACAGAACUAUCUAAGAUGUCGUCUGACCGUAAAGAAACAAACCGUGAUUCCCAUUCAAGCUCUAUUCCCGUGGUUGAUUGUGUAAGGAACCCAGAGGAAGCAAAGGAUGUUGUAGAAGACAAUUCUGAUGAACCGGUUCUUGAAGCCUUGCCUCAUGUCCCUCCUUCAUUUGUGGGGAAAACAUGGUCUCAAAUAAUGAGAGAAGAUGACAUGAAAAUUAAUGCUCUUGUGAAGGAAUUUAAGGAAGGCCGUUUCCACUGUUACUUUGACGAUGACUGUGAGACCAAGAAAGUAAAAAAAAAAAAUUCAAAUGAAGGAAAAAAGAUUACCUGGGCUGACCUCAGUCAGGGCAUUGCAUCCAUUCAAAUUUUUUCGGACUGUGAUGAUAAUGGAGGUGGUAAUUCAGAUACUGAUGACUUUUCAGUGGCCUUAGAUAAACCUACCCAUCAUCCUAUAGCAAAGAAGCCUUAUGAACAAAAUUUGCAAGUGACUUCUCGAUGCCAAGCUGCAAAAGUCAGCCAUGGAACUCAAACCAAUCUCAUGGAUAAUUUGGGAAAGAAAAGAAGAAGAGGAGAAGAGGCAGACUUGCCAACAAGGAAGCGAUCACCCGCACAGAAGGACAAACAGUCAAAGAGGAGAGUCAAAAUAGGAACACUUGAAUUUCCAGAAUCAUGUACUACAGUUUUGAAGCCUUUGCAACCCAAUGCCUUAGUCUAUGUUCUUUCUUCAAAUAUGAAACUGAAGAUUGGUGAACCCUUCAAUUUAUCUCACAUAAAGCACCGCCAUGGCAAAAAUAGUCGGGAGGUUACUGUACACUACAAAUAUAAACGGAGUCCCCUUAAUUAUUAUGACCCAGUGAGUAAUCAAAUUGUAAGUAAUCCUCCUGUGAACAGAGAAGUGCCAGAGUCUGACAGGGAUAACCUGGUUCAAAAUGAUUUUAGUGACCUAAACUCCAGUGCAGAAGAUAACACUCAUGUACAAAGCCCUGCUUCAGAAACUUUGAUGACGUGGUCGGUAAGAGAUGAAUUGACGGGAAAUCAAGGGGCUAGUGUAUGUUCUGAGUUACCAGGAAAAUCAGAGACUUUGAAUUCUGGUGAAGUUCCAAAGGAAAACAGUACACAGUCAACUCUUGUAGAUCACGACACAGCCCAAACCUCUCCAAAAUCAGUUAGAAAUAAGAUUUUAGAACGUAAAAAGAAAAUUCAGAGAAAGAAGAUGACAGCUAAUAACAAGCUAGAUUUUCCCAAAAAGGCUUCCAGACAAAUUAUUCUCCAGCAAAAAACCAGAAUCGCUUCAGAAAAAGAGUCAAUUUGGAUUCAUACCAAACUAAAUGAUGUAAUUAGAAAAUAUAUUCCAAAAUACUCCAUUUUUUUGCGUCACAAAUACCACCACUCCAGGAGCACUUUUGUUAGAAUGCAAUUUAGGAAGAAAAAACCUUGUGUCAGUAAGAUAAAGGAGGCAAAGAAACCAGCCCAAAAGCUUUCAGACUCCUCAGUUCCAUCAACUGAUGCAGAAGAGCCCUUAAACUCUAUAGCAGACUAUUCCCCCAAGCAACUUGCGGAGGAUUCCUCCAGUGUUGAAGAAAGAAAGAAGAAUGGUAAUAACAAACGUCAUAGGAAAAAAAAGAGAAAGCAUUUUAAGCCUGUUAAAAUAUAUGCUUUGAGAAGUUUAAGUGCUCAAAUACCAUAUUCUGAUAGGAUGAGGACUCGGGUACCAAAGAAGUCAUGAGGUAAACUGGAAGUGUUUGGUUUCAGGCUAGUUGAGGAUUUGGUACUGCAAGUGAAAUACAUUUGGUACUUAGUAUACAUAGCUCUCCCAACUUUGGUGAAAAAAGUAACCUUCAACUAUUUUGCUAUAGACAUUAUUUUUCAGAAUUUUUAUAUUCAUUUAAAGUUAGUGUUUAAAGUCCUUUUCUUUUAAAGAUUCAAAAGCACCCUUUGUCCAUUUGCUAUAGACCUUCACCUUAAUUUAUAUCACAUAAUUUAGCACAACAUAUACAGUUUUCUCCCUCAGGUCAUGUCCCUCUUAUUUAUUUUUUAUGAUUGUGUCUCAUGUCAGGUUAUAA
Messenger RNA from Manis javanica (Malayan pangolin), 8162 nucleotides. RefSeq names its product zinc finger DBF-type containing 2 (gene ZDBF2). Gene Ontology annotation, biological process: genomic imprinting. Lineage: Eukaryota; Metazoa; Chordata; Mammalia; Pholidota; Manidae. Gene Ontology annotation, molecular function: zinc ion binding; nucleic acid binding. The record is from RefSeq and is a predicted model, not a curated record.